Messenger RNA from Capsicum annuum, 1392 nucleotides. RefSeq lists its product as uncharacterized. The transcript is spliced from 4 exons. NCBI's taxonomy places the organism in Eukaryota, Viridiplantae, Streptophyta, Magnoliopsida, Solanales, Solanaceae. The record is from RefSeq and is a predicted model, not a curated record. The coding region runs from base 1 to 1392 and encodes 463 amino acids.
AUGGUGAAGCACAACUUUCUAAAUCUUAAGUCAACAUACACCCCAGCAGAGAUCAUGGAAGAAAUGAGAAACUUGUACGGAAUUAGAAUGAACAACAAAAAAGCAUAUAGAGCCAAAGAAAAAGCACAUGAGCUGGUCAGAGGUUCCUUGCAUGAAUCUUAUGCUAAAUUGCCAGCUUACCUAUACAUGGUAAAGACAAUAAAUCCUGGAUCAUUCACAAGGCUACAUAAAAUGGAGGACAAUCACUUUUUAUAUGUUUUUGUCGCGUUGAGCACAUCAAUUAGGGGCUGGAGAUAUUGCAUGCCUACUAUUGUUGUUGAUGGAACAUUUCUUAAAUCUGCAUACAAGGGAACAGUGUUGUCUGCUAGUGUACUGGAUGCAGCAGGACAUAUUUUGCUACUAGCAUAUGCUGUUGUUGAUUCUGAAAAUGAUACUUCGUGGGAAUGGUUUUUCCGCAUGUUUAACACUACUUUUGGUGAAAGAGAAGGCAUGUGCAUAGUAUCUGAUAGGCAUGACAACAUAUUAAAAGCUGCUGCACUUAAUAACAUCAAGGGUAGAUUUAAGAAGAGUAAAAAGCAACUAAAGGGGCUCUUCUUUACAAUGGCCAGAACGUACAUAAAGGCAGACUUUAAUCGGCUUAUGGAAGACAUAAACAAAGUCGAUAAUAGGGUGAAGGAGUAUCUGUUUGAUAUAGGCUAUGAAAAAUGGUCCAUAGCUCAUGCCCAUGUCAACAGGUUAAUGUUCAUGACUUCAAACAUAGCAGAGUCCUUAAAUUCAGCAAAUAGAGAUGCAAGAGACCUGCCAAUUAAAAAAUUCCUACAGUUUAUGAUGGAUCUGGUCAUAAGAUGGAAUAAUGAGCAUAGACAACAUUCAGAAGCAACAUUUACAGAACUGGGAAACAAAUACAAUAUAAUAAUGAGGGAAAAUCUAAUUCUAUCAAAUAAAAUGAAGGUGAUGGGUUCUACUCACUAUUCUUAUGUAGUCAUUGAUGAAACUGGAAAAGAAACAUUAUUUGCAUGCGUAAAAAAAAAAAGCUCCUGCCUACAAUUUCAAGUAUAUGGCAUACUUUGUCCAUAUGCUAUGGCAGUCCUAACUUACACGCAUAUGGAUUUACAAAGCUAUUGUGCUCCAUAUUACACAAGAGAAAAAUUCUUGAAAGUAUAUGAACUUCCAGUUAUACCACGUCCGGAUGAAACAACUUGGCACAUUCCAAUAGAGAUAUCAACUAAUAUAGUACUACCACCAAUCUGGAAACCAAAACCAGGAAGACCAAAAAAGAACAACCGAGGAAAGGGCAUUAUGGACUACUUUAAGCAACAAAUUUCAUGUGGGCGCUAUGAAAAAAUAGGACACAAUCGAAGAACAUGGGAAAAUGCUCCAACAAGAAUCUAA